AGUCACGUGAUCUCCAUGUUUAAAACGCACACACAAAAAUGAUUUGGUCACUGCUCCUUGAUUGCCUCACUGAAACGACAAGAUGAAGUUUUUGGAUCUUUUUGGACGAUUAAAGUCUGUGGUUAUUGGAAUGAUCCAUGUCAAAGCAUUACCAGGCACCCCCCUGGGUUGUAUGAAAAUAUCACAGAUCGUUGAGGAGGCAUGCAGGGAGGCAUCAAUCUACCGUGAUGCAGGGAUUGAUGGUCUGAUCAUCGAGAACAUGCACGACAUCCCUUACUCAUUCUCUGUGGGCCCUGAGGUGUGUGCCUGUAUGACAGCCAUGUGCACUGCUGUGAGAAGCGUCUGUCCAAGCCUGCCGCUCGGAGUCCAAAUACUGUCUUCUGCUAACCAGCAGGCAAUGGCCGUAGCUCUGGCUUCAGGUAUGGAUUUCAUCAGGGCGGAGGGUUUUGUCUUUUCUCACGUGGCGGAUGAGGGCCUCUUGAAUGCUUGUGCCGGAGAGUUAUUGAGGUAUCGCAAACAGGUCGGCGCUGAGCAUGUGCAGAUCUUCACUGACAUCAAAAAGAAGCACAGCGCCCAUGCCCUGACAUCAGACGUGAGCAUUGAGGAGACGGCCCGUGCUGCAGAGUUCUUCCUCUCUGAUGGACUCGUCAUCACAGGAGCAUCCACUGGUGUAGAGGCUGACCCGUGUGAGCUCAAAGAGGUUUCCCAGGCUGUGAGAAUUCCAGUGCUGAUUGGUUCUGGAGUGACCUAUGACAACAUGGAGCGCUAUCUUGAUGCAAAUGGAAUAAUCAUUGGUUCUCAUUUCAAGGAGGGUGGCCACUGGGCCAAUGCAGUCCACCCAGAGCAGGUGAAAAGGUUCAUGGGAAAGAUUCGUCGCCUUCGAAAUUGACUGGUCCUAUUAAAAAUGCUCAAUUGUACCUUAAAGUCUUACAAAGUAUUCACUUUACCUCAAAAAGACAUCAGACAAGUGUAAAUCUUGACUGCUGUAGAAGGUAACAUUAGUUAUGAAGCUCAGUGAAUCAUAAAGCACAAGGGUCAGGUUUCUUUAUCCAGGUCACAUCAAUUAAUUAAUUAUAUCAUUAGGUGUUGUUUAAUGCAGCUUGAAUAUACUGACAAGAAUGCCACAUGAAUGUCAAUGACUGACUGUUUUCAAUGAUAUUCUUUUUAGAAAUACAUGAACAAUCAUGAAUUUGUUUUUUUCAUUUUUACUGUCAUAUUAAACAGAAACCAGCUUAAGAAAACAAGA
This is a messenger RNA of Platichthys flesus (European flounder), 1246 nucleotides long. RefSeq lists its product as uncharacterized. The transcript has 6 exons. The record is from RefSeq and is a predicted model, not a curated record. Lineage: Eukaryota; Metazoa; Chordata; Actinopteri; Pleuronectiformes; Pleuronectidae. Bases 83 to 889 code for a protein of 268 amino acids.